AUGGGAAAAGCUAUAAUUUUUGCAACAAAUAUGCUUGAAAGCAUGAUUGUUCAUCCCACACCAACAAGAGUUGAGGUCUCAGACAUUGUUAUUGCUGUUAGAGAGGGUGCUGAUGCAGUCAUGCUUUCUGGAGAAACUACUCAUGGAAAUAAAAGGGUACAACAGAAAUUGGCUUUGUAUCAAGGAGUUUGCCCAAUUUACAUGGAGUUCUCAGAUGAUUCUGAGAAAACAUUUGCAGAUGCUCUUUCUCUCUUGAAGCCAUUAAUCUGUAAAACAGAUUCGUUUGCAAAGAUGGAUAAACUAAAAUUGCUCCAGCUCAAAUAUGUGAAACUCACGGGGUUGUACAAGAAUUUUCCAGAAUUAAGAUGGUUGUGUUGGCAUGGAUGUUAUUUUUCUAAAAUACCCUCCGGCUUAUUGAUGAGCACCUUGGUAGCUAUAGAUAUGACUUAUCGAAACUUGAAAACGUUUGAACAUCCAAUGGUUCUUAAUUCGUUGAAGAUUCUGAAUCUCAAAGAGUCUUGCAAACUUGUUAGUAUCAACAAACUUUCAUGGCUUCCCAAUCUUGAGACUUUGAUUCACUGGAACUGUAGCAGUCUGACUCACGUUUGUGAAACCAUUGGAGGCCUUGAGAGUCUUGUUCUAUUGGACUUUACUGGGUGUAAGAAUCUAUGGAAGGUUUCAUCGAACAGGAGUAACAUAAAUCUACUUAAAAGGCUAAAACUUUAUGUAUUGGUGGAGGAAUUCCAAAACAGUCCUCGUUUUCCUUAUCAGACUCCUUAA
Lactuca saligna is the source of this 780-nucleotide messenger RNA. NCBI's taxonomy places the organism in Eukaryota, Viridiplantae, Streptophyta, Magnoliopsida, Asterales, Asteraceae. The record is from the annotation of a GenBank genome assembly.